GUGAAAAAGCAGGGGCCGGACAUAAAAGAAAGAAAGGUUGGCAGGCUCCCUGUUAAAAAUUAAAAUAGAACAAGUUGUGGUUAAAGAGAAGAGUGAAGAGCUGUUCUGGUCAAUUGAAAAGAAGUAUUUAGGAAUGGAAGUGGGAAUCAAUUAGGGUUCGCUAAAUCAGAAGAGGGGAAAAGAAAUUAUGCAAGGCACAGGAGCCCUGAUGUAUUAGAUAGAACAGGGAAACUGAGCUCAUCCAUUGAAGAAUCCCUGUUUUUUUCUCUCUUUCUUUCUUUUUGGGUUUUGGCAGAGAUGAGGGAUUGCGAGCUCUGCGAUCUUCCUGCGAUGAUGUAUUGUGAAUCUGACCAGGCCAGUUUAUGCUUGGAAUGUGAUGCAAAAGUUCAUGGUGCUAAUUUCCUGGUAGCUCGGCAUUCGAGGUGCCUUUUAUGCCAAGUUUGCCAGUGUCCAACUCCAUGGCGAGCUUCUGGUUCAAAGCUUGGAUCCGCCGUUUCGUUAUGUGAGAAAUGCGUCAACAGUCGCCAUAAACAACAAUCACAGCACGAAGAAGAGGAAGAUGGAGAAGAGGAAGAAGAAGAGGAGGAUGAGGAGGAGGAAGAAAUGGAUGAUGAGGCUGAUAAUGGAGAAAAUGUAAGUGAUGGAGACAGUGAAGAUGGGGAGAACCAGGUAGUUCCAUGGUCUCUCACUCCUCCUCCUCCUCCUCCUCCUCCUUCACGCUCUGUACCUUUACCGAGUUCAAGCAGCGAGGAAUCAUCCCAGGGCCGCCUCAAUAUGAAACGACUCCGUGAUAAUGCCGAUCUUCAUUAUCAGGAAGGCUUUGGCUCUUCUUCUUCUUCUCCUCAGAGAGGCAAUGAUCAAGCUCGGAGCUCAGGCGAGGAUGAAGCAAAUUCGAUUAGUUCAUGCCGGCCAUUAAAAGACAGAAAGAGAGAAUCCAUGAUUUCAGUAAGACAAAGAAGCUAUGCCUCAAAAUCCGACAUAGUCCAGGCUCUAAGAAGGUUACAGCAACAGAGAAGCGAUCCUAAUUCCUCUUCUAUUAAUUGCAGGAUUAGCAAAGAUCAUUCCCCUGUUGAUGUUCUUUCUACUGGCUCUGAAAGCCCUCCAGUUUAAGGUACCCAUUAUCCCCCCAUUUUAACCCCCUUCCCGGUCUCUUCCCUCACUUAACAACCCUCCAUUAUCAGAUCUAACCAACCACCACAGGUUGAAGACCCGCUAUGUAUUUAGAUUUAACAGUGGUUAAUCUCUCCAUUAAAACCCAAAUCGAGCAUUUAUUAUUUGAAGUACUGUACUUGUUUCUGAUGAAUUGCACUGUAGUUUUGGAAGGUCUUUGAAAAAAAUGAGAUUAUG
This is a messenger RNA of Amborella trichopoda, 1347 nucleotides long. RefSeq lists its product as uncharacterized. Gene Ontology annotation, molecular function: zinc ion binding. The record is from RefSeq and is a predicted model, not a curated record. Lineage: Eukaryota; Viridiplantae; Streptophyta; Magnoliopsida; Amborellales; Amborellaceae.